GGUGGUGGACACCUUUGCGGAAACCAGGGAGCGGGAUAUGGUGAACAAGGCAGUGGAGAUGGACCAGGACUUGGAAGACGACCAGAGGUUCUUGCAGCGCGUUUUUGACCGGAUCGACGUGAACAUGGACGGCCGGCUGACUUUGGAGGAGCUGAUGGAGGGCGCGCGCAAGGAUCCUGAGCUGCAAAGCCGGCUGCGGGUCAUGGACAUUGACGAGGUGGACCUGGAGCAGCUUUUCGAGAUGCUGGACACUUGCCACGAGGGCAGUGUGGACACCGACACGCUGGUUACCCCGCUGAGCAGGUGGGUCCAUGACUCGAAGACUGCCGCGCGCUUCAUCAAGUACAAUGUUGCAAGGACCAUGAUGCAACAGGAGGAGCUGUAUGACUUCUCGAGGCAGCAUUUCAACUUCCUGGCGACCAGGGUGGAAUACUUGUCCCUGGUGCUUGACAAGCUGACAACCCAGCCACCUGCAGCACCAGCUCAAGAUGCACAGCUGGAGAUGACUCCAAUGAUGACGGCAACGGAUUCUGCGGUUGAGACGCCCCGCCCAUCAACGAUUCCUUGGGUUUCAGUUCUGGUGGAGGAGGCUCAGGCGGUGGCUUUGAAGGCCAAGGAGGAGACUGCGGCGGUGGCCCUGCGCGCGGCUAUAGACAACCUGGAGGACUGGGUGCGGCAGACUUCCAGCCCGCCCGGCGAAGAAAGCAACAUACAUCACACAGAUCGCGACCCUCUGCGGAUGUCCCUGAUCCUGGUGGAGAAUGCUUUGCAGGAUCAAUUGAAGACGCAGAAGCCGGACGAUGGCCGCUGCCUUGCAGAGCGCGCUCGUUUGCGAGGAGCUUCAAGGAAGAAUACCAGCCAACAAAUGCCUACACAAGGUAUGAGAGAGAAAGAACAAUGAUUCUCCAUCUUGUUAGCGCUAAGUUGUACAAUUGCUUCAGAAAUGAUCUUUAGUUACUCUCCGGAGGCCGGCUUUGUCUCCCUAGAAAAAAGCCAGGCAAACUUUUUCCAGCUGUUAGUGCCAGGGAGGUUUUUUGUCUCAAGAGGGGACUCAGGCACUGUUACAUGCUUAUGCCAGUGCGGUGUGAAGCGACCCCUGAUGGGGGAUGCGAAAUCGACCGAGC
Effrenium voratum is the source of this 1124-nucleotide messenger RNA. NCBI's taxonomy places the organism in Eukaryota, Dinophyceae, Suessiales, Symbiodiniaceae. The record is from the annotation of a GenBank genome assembly.